Molecule: messenger RNA, 4054 nt
Organism: Drosophila biarmipes
Lineage: Eukaryota; Metazoa; Arthropoda; Insecta; Diptera; Drosophilidae
Product: Krueppel homolog 1
Exons: 4
Coding region: 965-3274 (769 amino acids)
Biological process (GO): regulation of transcription by RNA polymerase II
Cellular component (GO): nucleus
Molecular function (GO): RNA polymerase II cis-regulatory region sequence-specific DNA binding; DNA-binding transcription activator activity, RNA polymerase II-specific
Source: RefSeq, a predicted model, not a curated record
ACGCAGCUCCCUUUACCGCUGCGAGCCUUGUUCUCGGCAAAUAUUUCAGUUCUCGCAUUGUAUUUCUUGACGACCUGGCAACGGUCGGACGUUCUGCGGGAACUUGGAGCUCGUGUAGUUUUAGAAACAUAAAUUGCAAAUUGCAGAGAACUUCAUCGCCAUAAAUCUUAAUUGCCCUAAAUGUCGUGAAAUUUUUUAUUUUCUUACAUAAGUGUUAUGUUUUAUGUACACUCACAACUAUCGAAAUUAAAUAAGUUUUCGAAUAGUUCACAAAAGUUUAUCUUUAUAUGAAGUGCAAGAAUCAAAUGGUUAAUAUUCACAUUUACAUCUAUGAAAAUUAAACAAGUUUGUGGAAAAUUAAAAAAAGUAAAACUUUUUAGAACUUUUAGAUACAUACACUUUCACAUACAUAUGUACAAUGUUCAUACAUAACAACCUAGGUCAAUAUUGUUUAAAGUGUCGUAUGAAUAUGCGCAAAGAUAAAAACAACGAUUGCUUGUUGUAAUAAACAGCACUCACACGCACACACUCGUGACUAGAAACCUAUACAUACAAACGAAAAAUCGAGAAGGCUGUUAACGAGCGGCUCAGCACUCCAAAACCUAUGAUUGCCUCCGAGUUUAUUACACCAAGAUCGCUUACCUAGCGCUAUUCAGAAGCUCCAUUACUAACAAUAACAACAACGAAACGGAAAACAGAAACAUAUUCCUCCUAUAACGGUCUCCGUAUAUAUAUAAUUAAGCAACGUCAAAUGUGAGAGAGAAUUUUCGCAAACGCGAUUCGAAAACGGGUCUGACGGAGCAUCCGUGAAAAAUGUUUUAAGAAAACACUUGCCUCUGGUUGAUUUGUGUGCUCGGAAGCUCCACUCUCCUAGAACUUACAAAAAUCGAAGACACAGCCACAGAUAUAAAAAGAAAAUUAUCUUUUUACGGAUUUCUUCCAUAAAAUUUAUGAUUCAAUUAACAUGGUAUACUAUUCCGCAAGCCAGCUGCUCAUUAAAACGGAGCAAUCUAAUCAGGCGGAGUUUUGUCUUCAAGGGACGCCUCCACUGACGGCGACGACCACGAGUUUGAGUAUCGGAGUGCCACUGACCGGUGGCCAGCAAGAGCAAUUUGAACUGCUGCAGACGCCACAGCAGCGGCAACUUGAACUCCAGCUGCAGGACCACAAUCACCAGGAGCAGCAGCAGUUUGUCAGUUAUCAACUGGACAUCCAGCAGCAGAAACAUGAAUGCAUUACGAGCAAGACUCCAACAGCAGCCCCACCCCCUCAGGCGAUCAAGACAGAGCAUUCUGCAGUGUUUUCAGAAUAUCCUACGGUGACGCAGGUACGCAAAAAGCCGCAGUUUGGAUGCGACCAGUGCGGCAUGACUUUUGGUAGCAAGUCGGCCCACACCUCGCACACCAAGUCACACACUAAAAAUGCUGAUGAGCCGCUGAAUGGCGGAGGAGGAGCGACUGUCGUUCCGACGCUAUCAUCGGCUGCUAUCGAGCUAAAUAAUGCGGGUCUGCCAGUGGGUAUCCCCAAGAGUCCGACCAUAAAGCCCUUGGCCAACGUUGCUGCCGGAGCUGAUCCGUAUCAGUGCAACAUAUGCCAAAAAACAUUCGCUGUUCCCGCAAGGCUGAUCCGUCACUACCGUACCCAUACUGGCGAGCGCCCGUUUGAGUGCGAGUUCUGCCACAAGCUGUUUAGCGUCAAAGAGAACCUGCAGGUGCACCGCCGUAUCCACACAAAGGAGCGGCCGUAUAAGUGCGACGUGUGCGGACGAGCCUUCGAGCACUCCGGGAAGCUGCACCGUCACAUGCGCAUUCACACAGGCGAGCGGCCGCAUAAGUGCGCCGUGUGCGAGAAGACGUUCAUUCAGUCCGGUCAGUUGGUAAUCCACAUGCGCACCCACACUGGAGAGAAGCCGUACAAGUGCCCGGAGCCGGGUUGCGGAAAGGGCUUUACCUGCUCCAAGCAGCUCAAGGUGCAUUCACGAACACACACAGGCGAGAAACCUUACCACUGUGACAUAUGCUUCCGAGAUUUUGGAUACAACCACGUGCUCAAGCUGCACCGUGUGCAGCACUACGGUUCCAAGUGCUACAAGUGCACCAUCUGCGACGAGACGUUCAAGAACAAAAAGGAGAUGGAGGCGCAUAUCAAGGGGCACGCCAAUGAAAUCCCCGAUGAGGCGGAGGCUUCAGUCUCGGCAACAUCAGUUUUAUUGGGUUCAGUCAGCAGCAACUCUGAGAGUAGCAACCAAUCGUCGACUAGCUCGCCGCUGACCACGAAGAAACCUCGGCAGGCACGUCAGCCACGUGGAACCAAAGACGACCCACCUGCCAUUCCUGUCGCUUCUUCCUCUCCGCUUUCGCCCAGUUCGAUAAGUUCCACGUACUCGCCAUCGGUAAGCAGUCAGGCCUCACCUCCUUCCUUACCGUGCCUCUUCCUGCCUGUCCAUAUGGAGGCGGAUGCCUUAAGCCGGGACAGCGGGGUUUCCAGCGCCCAGCUUGCCCGCAGCAGCCAUACGGAUGAGAGGCCGACCGACCUAAGCAUUCAACAAGGUCAGAACCCCGCUCCAGUGCCAACUAUAGACUUGUACCACGCUCCUCUCGAGAUCCAGUCCCAAGGCCCUGGCCUUACAAUUAAUCCCGCCCUGCUCGAAGCAGCCAAUAUAGCGCGUCGCCAUCAUGAAAUUGAUGAUCACAGACAGGAUGAGGACGUGCAUGCUGCCGCCUGGCAAAUGAUGCAACUUCGUCGUGGGCACGGAUCCUUACCUUCAACUGAGAUGCGGGCUCAGACGCACCAGUCACAAGUCCGUAUUCUGAAUGUCAGUGAUCUCGCGACCAACUACGAUGACACUCAUGAAGCAACCAUGCUGAUAGAACACUUUAAUAGGGGUGAUCUUGCUCGCCACGGGCUGCACAAAGGCUAUGCGCCGGUUCCCAAAUAUGAAUCCGCUUUACCUAAUCCGGACAUCGUGCGACGCGUUGAAGCGGCAAUCGGACUCCGAUCGAGCACUGAGUCACCCGAACGAAGUUCUUCGCCGGAGAGCGACUCCCUAAUGAUGGCAGACCGGAACAUUAUGACGCUACCGCUCCGGAAGCGCAAACACUACAUGAAAGGGGACGACGCUCAAACGGAUAUCCAAAAGUCUGUGGGGGGAAAAGACCCUGUCGAGAAUGGCUCUUCCAUCAAAAGUGCAGUCGUUUCUGUUAGUGACGGUGAUAGAGCUGGAUCCAAAGUAAUAAGAAUGAGCUCGGUUAUCCAAUUUGCAAAGGCUUCUUAGGGUUUGAGGCAUCUACCCAAUCAGCAUUAAGACUGUCCAAACAAAUUUUAAUUGAAAUUAGUUUAAAUUUUAUCUCUGAAGUUCGAGGUAAGACCCAGAAUAAAUAUAAAAAGAAAGAGGUUAGGCCUUGGAAUAUUUAUCAUACAACAAAAAUAUAAAUGGCAAAAGUAUUAUAAAAAUCGAACAUUUGUUUUAAUAUACAAAUCACUUCCUAUUACUUUUAAUUGCCUUAAUUUUGCUAAGAAAAAAUGAUGGCUUAAAAAACUUUUCAAUGCUGUAACAUUUUUAUUUUAAUUUCUUUGUAGCCACCUAAACAUAUUUCAACAAUCUGAAUUAUCCAUAUUAAGCAUAGCACUAGCAUAAAUUAUUUUAAUUUAUUUGUGGUCAGUGAACAGGUCCCAAUCCAACAGCACACAACAAUAAGUAACGAGUAAUUAAAAUUAUAAAAAAAGGUAUGCAAAAGGCCAUAUUGGCACUUAAUAUUUAUAAUUAUUUUUAUUUAUUAGGGUAAUAUGUUCUAUAUAUAACGACACAGAAGCACUAAAUAAGUUAAUAAUGAAACUGAUCGGUAAAGCUAAUUUUACAAACGGAGAAUAUUGAACUGAUAAACAAGAACAAAGCAAACCUUAUACCAUUUCAAAAAAAAAUUAAAUUAAGUGAGACAACAUUAUUUUUUCUAAGAGCAGAUUUUAUAUUAAGGUCUUUAUUGUAAAAUCCAAUAUUGGAUGAAGAACAUAUAAACAUAAAACUUCAAUAAACAAACUUUUAAUACCAAAUGAA